AUGUCUUGCAAGUUGACCCCUUGGGGCGCAGCCGCCGCCGUCCGGAAUCUCAGCAUACGAACGCGACAAGCACCUACAACCGCCUUCCGAAUAGCGUCCCGUCCGGCACAACAGCCAGCAUACCAGACGCCCUUCUUAAUAGCGAGGAGAGGCUUUACAGAUGAUACCGACACGAGAAUACCACCCCAAUCCGAAACCCCACCACCACCAACUCCCGCAGAAUAUGUCCCCAAGCCGCCCGAGACCUUCGCGCCGAACUUCCUCAACGCCGAGGCCAUAGCCGCGCUCGAGAAAGCUGCUGCUAACCAGGCUCUCUACGACGAGGGCGACGAAGGCUUGUUGUUCAACAUGCCCGACCGCGUCGGCAAGGGCCAGCAGCUGCAGGACAGAUACCAUCCUGUAGUAGAGCAGGUCACGAAGCUCUUGAUGAAAGACGGGAAGCUAGCUCAAGCGCAGAGGAACAUGGCCAUGAUCCUCAACUACCUACGCACAACCCCCGCGCCCAAAGUCUCCCCCCUCCGCCCCCUCCUCCCCGGCAGCCCCCCCGCCGACCAGCUGCCCCUCAACCCCCUCCUCUACCUAACCCUAGCCAUCGACUCCGUCGCGCCCCUGAUCCGAAUCCGCAGCUUGCGCGGCGCCGCCGGCGGCGGGCAAUCGCUCGACCUGCCGCAGCCCAUGGCGGCGCGCGCCCGCCGCCGCAUAGCCGUCAUGUGGAUCCUGGACGCGGUGCGCCGCAAGCGGUCCGCCGGCUCCGGCCGCGCCCAGUUCGCCACCCGCUUCGCCCAGGAGCUCGUCGCCGUCGUCGAGGGCAAGUCCACCGUCUGGGAUAAGCGCAAUAGCAUCCACAAGCUGGGCACCGCCGCGCGUGCCAAUUUGACGCAUCAUGCUGUCGUGGGGAAGCGGAGGAAGUAA
Molecule: messenger RNA, 912 nt
Organism: Daldinia vernicosa
Lineage: Eukaryota; Fungi; Ascomycota; Sordariomycetes; Xylariales; Hypoxylaceae
Product: ribosomal protein S7
Exons: 2
Coding region: 1-912 (303 amino acids)
Biological process (GO): translation; ribosomal small subunit assembly
Cellular component (GO): ribosome
Molecular function (GO): mRNA binding; rRNA binding; structural constituent of ribosome
Source: RefSeq, a predicted model, not a curated record